AAAAAAAUUCUAGUAAAGAAAUGACUCAGGAUAAUGAUUCACAAAGUUCUGAAACAGUUAAUAAUGAAUUAGAAAUAGUUGAUAAUUUUCAAAAAAUAAAUUAUGAUUAUUUGUUAAAAGAUAUUGAAAUCAAAGUUGAUGAAUCAUUUGAUAUUGCAAAAAGUUAUAAUCUAAGAUUAAAAGCUUUGCAAUAUUAUUUUCAAUUAUUAAAAAGAAAUCAUAAAAAAUUUGAAGCAGCAAAUUUAGUUUCAAAAAUCUUAAAUAAAGGCCCAUGGUUUUCAAAAUGUAUAAGAAGUUGGGGAAAGUCAUUUAUAGAAUAUGGUGAUAUUUCAUAUAAAAAAAGAGGCAAACAUUUAAGAGGAAGUAUUAUUGAUGAUGAAGAUGUUCAGAUUAAAAUAUCAUCUUUUUUAAGAAAGGAAAAAUUUAAUGUGACUGUAAAUAAUUUUAAAGAAUUUAUUGCUAAAGAUGUAUUUCCUAGUAUAGGAGUUGAAAAUGAGACAGCAAUCAGGUGA
Entrophospora sp. SA101 is the source of this 512-nucleotide messenger RNA. Lineage: Eukaryota; Fungi; Glomeromycota; Glomeromycetes; Entrophosporales; Entrophosporaceae. The record is from the annotation of a GenBank genome assembly.